CUUGACCACUAACUAAUCCAAUUCAAUUCCUCCUCUCCAAUGGCAGUUGGAAUGACCGAUAAAGAUAUUGAGACCAUCAAGAGGCGGAUGGGCUCUGUUUCGGGGCAUCUCAUUCCGGCCGAACAUGCCAACAUCGCCUUGUCAAACUGCAGCUCCAGAAUGGACGAUACCUACCACCGCGUGCACGGUGAGGUUCCGACUUACAUUCCUGACUGGAAAAUGGUGUUUGAUGAUCCCGCCAACCCCUUCACCGAUAUCAUCUAUGAAAAGGCUGAAGGGAUUGCUAAGAUAACUAUAAAUAGGCCGGAGAGGAGAAAUGCAUUCCGGCCUCAAACGGUGAAGGAGCUUAUGCGUGCGUUCAAUGAUGCUAGAGAUGAUAACUCUAUCGGAGUUAUUAUUUUCACAGGAAAGGGAACGAAGGCAUUUUGCAGUGGCGGUGACCAAUCAUUCAGGGGAAAGGAAGGCUACGCUGAUUAUGAUAGUUUCGGACGACUAAAUGUUCUUGAUUUGCAGGUCCAAAUCCGUCGUCUCCCAAAACCAGUGAUAGCUAUGGUUGCCGGAUAUGCAGUUGGAGGUGGACAUGUACUUCACAUGGUCUGUGAUCUAACAAUUGCAGCAGAUAAUGCAGUUUUUGGCCAAACAGGGCCCAAGGUUGGAAGCGUCGACGCUGGUUAUGGAGCUUCUGUAAUGGAUCGUUUGGUUGGUCCGAAACGAGCUCGCGAGAUGUGGUUUAUGGCAAAGUUUUAUAAUGCUGUUGAAGCAGAUAAAAUGGGGCUAGUCAACACCGUUGUCCCUCUGGAGAAGUUGGAGGAGGAGACGAUUAAAUGGUGUCGUGAGAUCCUAAGGAACAGUCCUAUGGCGAUCCGUGUUGCCAAAUCUGCCCUCAAUGCCGUUGAUGAUGGCCAUUCUGGACUUCAGCAAAUGGGAGGAGAUGCGACCCUUCUGUUCUAUGGAACGGAGGAAGGCACGGAGGGGAAGAACGCCUACUUGCAGCGCAGGAAACCUGAUUUCUCGAGAUUUCCCCGUCUGCCUUGAGUUUGCUUGCCGCCUCUUGAGCGUAUUAUGUUGAUCAAUGAUCACUAUGAACUAAAUAAUGUGUGUUUCGAAUAAUAAUUUUGCAAGUGUGAGGGGCAAAUAUGUGUUUGUUUUGGUGUUUGGAUUAGUGGAAUAAGUAGUUUCUCCCUUCUUAUUUUCUCUCUAGGGGAGAGACGUUGUAUCUGCUUGUCCUCAUGUUACAUGGAUUUCAAAGAAAUUUUUCAGUUGAAAAAUUAUGUACUAGUUCAAUAUUUAUGAGAAUCUUAAAUAUAAUUUUGUCUUAUUAUGUGAUA
Molecule: messenger RNA, 1328 nt
Organism: Salvia splendens (bonfire salvia)
Lineage: Eukaryota; Viridiplantae; Streptophyta; Magnoliopsida; Lamiales; Lamiaceae
Product: 1,4-dihydroxy-2-naphthoyl-CoA synthase, peroxisomal
Exons: 9
Coding region: 40-1035 (331 amino acids)
Biological process (GO): menaquinone biosynthetic process
Cellular component (GO): cytosol
Molecular function (GO): 1,4-dihydroxy-2-naphthoyl-CoA synthase activity
Source: RefSeq, a predicted model, not a curated record